Messenger RNA from Lachancea sp. 'fantastica', 426 nucleotides. NCBI's taxonomy places the organism in Eukaryota, Fungi, Ascomycota, Saccharomycetes, Saccharomycetales, Saccharomycetaceae. The record is from the annotation of a GenBank genome assembly.
AUGUUUGCCAGAGGCGUCGUGAGAGCAUUCCGCACUUCCUCUUUCAAGUUAGCCACCAAUCAGGUUUCUCUUCGAGCUUCCGGUAUCUCAAUCACUAGAAAGAGAUGCUAUGCUCAAUCCUGGGACAACAACCGACCAAACAAAGACAUUGAAGCGCAUUUGAAAGUACAGGGACUGCUGGAUAAGAUUCAAAGCCAUCCAAACGUGGCCUCAAAGCUACGAGAAGUAAGCGAGAUUAUGGUUUCCAAGGGCCUCGCCAACGACUCUGCCCCUCCAGGACCAUGGCAAGUGGUCAAAAUACUAACUGACAAAGAUGUGAGAAGAGCAAUGGCAGAAUUCAAAGAGGAACUGGCGAAAUCGGGAAUCGAAUUAGGCCCAGAACAACUGGAACCCCUGAUGGCGGUGUUAGGUAUGGAAAAGAAAUAG